AUGCUUCAUUUUUCUUGCGAAGAUAUCGCAGAAUUCAAAAAAUACAAUGUUUUCAACACGUGCAUUGUGUCACUCUGUGGAAGCCAUGACCUCAAAGCUGAACGAUUACAACUGAAAAAUGCAAAAGUGGCAAUUGCCACGCCAGGACGUCUUAUGGAACACAUAACGGAUUUGGAUUGCCCUGCUGAUUUUACACGUCUCAGCAUUGUGCGUAGAGGUAUUCGUCGUGCCGUUUCACUCAUCACUUAUUCAGCCGUACGUCUUUCUGCUGCUGGCGCUAAGUAUCUGGUGGUUGAUGAGGCGGAUCGCAUGUCGCAAACUGCUCGCAUCGAGUGGCUGAAUGAUUUUGAAGCUGUUGCAAACUGUGAGUUGGACUGUUGA
Gongylonema pulchrum is the source of this 381-nucleotide messenger RNA. Lineage: Eukaryota; Metazoa; Nematoda; Chromadorea; Rhabditida; Gongylonematidae. The record is from the annotation of a GenBank genome assembly.